AUAGUAAAUUCCAUCAACUUAUUUUUAUAUUUUUUGUCAUUCGUUCGCUGACCAAUGACCGAUAUACUAUGCGAAUCAUUCUCGAGCGCCAUCUAGUUUCAUUAAAUCAGUUAAUUAACAUAGAAAGCAUUAUCACCUAUAUUAUAUUACAUUGCUAGUGACAACGGUUUAGUUUAAAUAUGAAUGCUAAACUGUAGGCUCUUAAGCUGUUUAAGUUUGAUUUUCGAAAUUGAUACAAUAAAUCCCACCUCAAUUACAUUAUCGGCGUCAACAAUUGGUUGGGAAAAUGGAUGGGAUUUAUAAAGUUCUUCUGACAAUUUUGUUGGCGAAUCUCGUCUUUGGUGUGAUUCUUUGGCUUCGUGUGCGGAAGCUAUGUUCUUUUCCUGGAUUCUUGGGAGUACCUGUUAUCGGAAAUCUCUUUUACUUCUACAAAACACUAUUUUUGAUCACCGCUGAUAGUCUGGAAAACCAUUUGAAGGAAGUUACUGAAAAACAUGGAAAGAACGGGUUUUGCUUCCAUAUAAGUUAUGGUUACAAGAUAACAGCGAUAAUAACAAAUCCUGAGAUUAUUAAGAAAAUAUCAUUUCAUCCAAACCUGAUCGAUAAGUCUUAUGAAAUGUACGGAGGAUUUCUCGAUUAUAUGAGAGGACCUUUUAGCAGACCACGUUCAGACGAAAAAUGGAAAAUGUGGAGAAAGGAAUACAACAUUUUUUUGAAGAGGUCAUGUGUAGACAACGAUUAUUUUAAUACUUAUAUUACAUCUGCCGAAACACUAGUUAAUAUGAUGUUGGAUUCUACCAGUGCAUAUGGUGCAUCCAUAGCUUUAACACAGAACGUUACCAUGAGAACCUUGUUUGGUGUUGAGACAGAUUUAGUAUAUAAUAAAGAGAUUAUAAAAGUAUUGACCAGAUUGAUCGAAAUGGGAGCAAUGCUUGGAGCCAACACAAAUAUAGCGAGAGCGAUAGCUCCCAUAGUGCGACCAAUAGCAGAAAAAGUCAGUGGGAAAGCAGUAGUAAUUCGGAAAACGAUAUUCCAAAAGAUAUAUAAAACGAUAGUAUCGAAAAAGGAACCUCUUUCAGAACCAAGAUUAGCAAUGAAUGUAGCAGCAAAAAGUAUAGAAUCUAAUGAGAGUAAAAGAACACUACUACAGCUUAUGCAGGAAGUGCUCUUUACAUCUGCCCACACUGUUGCUUCUGCUUUAUCAAACACUAUAAUUCUUUUAGCAGUUCAACCUGAUAUGCAAGAAAGAGCUUUUAAGGAGCAAUGUGAAAUAUUUGGUAAUGAUAGCAGAGAUCCAACAAUUGACGACGUAGAACGCAUGGAGUUUCUUGGCAGGUUUAUAAAAGAAUGCUUAAGAUUUCUUGGUCCUCCAUUCAGUGGAAGGAAGGCAACUGCUGACAUAAAUUUAGAUGGCACGAUAAUACCAAAGGGAUCCAUUGUAGUGUACCUCUUCAAUUCUAUUACAAUGGACUCAAAAUACUGGCAGAAUCCAAACGUUUUUGAACCAGAUCGCUUUCUUGAAGAAAGCGAUUUAAUGAAGUACACUUUUACACCAUUUGGAGUAGGUGUCAGGAGCUGCCCAGGUAUGUAUUUUGCAACAACUUUGAUAAAAAUCACGUUGUCAAAAAUAUUAAGAACAGUAAAGCUUAGACCAGUUGACAAAGAUUUCCGUUUUGAAAGUUUGAAAUAUAGAAGCAGUCUUUUAACGGAAAUAGCUAAUCACCCUAAGUUACACGUUGAAAGAAGGGCAUGAUAUAUUUUAAUUGUAAAUAAUGAAAAAUGAAUAUAAUUUCAUAAAGCACAAUUUUUUUUUUAUAAAAUACAAAAUAAUUUAUUAUUAACAA
Messenger RNA from Nezara viridula (southern green stink bug), 1844 nucleotides. The record is from the annotation of a GenBank genome assembly. NCBI's taxonomy places the organism in Eukaryota, Metazoa, Arthropoda, Insecta, Hemiptera, Pentatomidae.